Messenger RNA from Cydia strobilella, 408 nucleotides. RefSeq names its product dolichyl-diphosphooligosaccharide--protein glycosyltransferase subunit STT3A-like. NCBI's taxonomy places the organism in Eukaryota, Metazoa, Arthropoda, Insecta, Lepidoptera, Tortricidae. Gene Ontology annotation, cellular component: membrane. Gene Ontology annotation, biological process: post-translational protein modification. The record is from RefSeq and is a predicted model, not a curated record. The transcript has 4 exons. The coding region runs from base 1 to 408 and encodes 135 amino acids. Gene Ontology annotation, molecular function: dolichyl-diphosphooligosaccharide-protein glycotransferase activity.
AUGGGUGCGGCGCACCGUGAUCUUGCGUUUGCAACACGUCUGUUCUCUGUUCUACGGUUUGAGAGUGUUAUUCACGAGUUUGAUCCUUACUUCAACUACAGAACUACCAGGUAUCUCACCGAGGAAGGUUUUUACAAGUUUCACAACUGGUUUGAUGAUAGGGCAUGGUAUCCCUUAGGCCGGAUUAUUGGUGGCACUAUCUACCCUGGUUUGAUGGUAACAUCCACAACGCUGUACAACAUUAUGCAGUAUAUGAACAUCACCAUUGAUAUUCGCAAUGUGUGUGUGUUCCUUGCACCAUUUUUCUCUUCCCUCACAACCAUUGUCACAUAUCUUUUGACUAAAGAACUAAAGGAUGAAGGUGCAGGGUUGGUGGCUGCAGCCAUGAUUACCAUUGUGCCGGGCUAA